GCCUUGGCCUUGGCUGGGCACCCGACUCUUAAAGCUUGCGUGGUUAGCCCAGCGCUGCUGAAUGUCCCUUGCAACGCAGACAGAAAGGCACUGAGGUGGCCGAGAGUGAUUUCCACAGCCAAUUAGGCCGCUCCUGUCAGAAACGCGGCGACGGGCGCAGCCGUGUGACCUCAUAGCGCGGCACCCGCAGUCUGAACGCGAGAUCUCGGGCAGGCUCCGUGGUCCUCGCCUCACUGCGACGUCGACCCCGCCAAGCGUCCCGUAGGCCGCCUCGGGAGCGCGUCUGAAUAGGAAAAGGUUUCGGACUUGGAUGCGGCUUUUCGUCGGCCGCCAGUGGUGGCGGGAGAGGUUCGGGCUCGGCCCUUAGGUCCUGGCUCCCAGACGCAAGACAGCUCAAGUGAUGCAAUGAAGAAAGAAGGAGGUUGCUGGCCUUGGAUAUCAUUUCUAGGGACAACUUUAAGUGGACACCAAUAUUUCUGACUAGGAAAACUUCACGGUAAAUGCAGAAGAGACAAAGACGUAUAGUCCAUGUUAUCUACUAUUUUCUGAGCACAGAAGAAAAUGAUCAAGACCCAGGAAUCACUGACCCUGGAGGAUGUGGCUGUGGAAUUCAGCUGGGAGGAGUGGCAGCUCCUGGACACUGCUCAGAAGGACCUGUACCGGGAUGUGAUGGUGGAGAACUAUAACCACCUGGUAGCACUGGGGUAUCAAACUAGCAAACCAGAUGCACUAUCCAAGGUGGCACAUGGACAAGAACCAUGGAUAACAGAUGCUAAAAUCCAGAAUAAAAAUUGUCCAGGAAUCAGGAAAGUUGACAGUCAUCUGCAAGAGCACUCUCCAAACCAAAGAUUUCUGAAGAGCAUGCAGCAAUGCAAUGGACAAAAUGCAUUUAGAAAUACUGUACAUCUCAGCAAGACAAAUUUUCCUCUAGUGCAAAAUCAUGAUACAUUUGACUUGUACAGAAAAAAUUUGAAAUCAAGUUUAAGUUUAAUCAACCAGAAGAGAAGACAUGGACUAAAUAACCCUGUUGAGUUUAUUGGAAGUGAGAAAAUCCUUCUACAUGGUAAGCAUGAACGUAUGCAUACUAAAACUAGAUUUUCUGAAAAUGCAAAAUGCAUCCAUACAAAAUUCCAAGUAUUGAAGCAUCAGAAGACUCAGAAAAUUGAGAAACCCGAUGCAUGCAUUGAAAAUGAGCAAACCUUCCUUGGGAAGUCUCAGCUCAUUUACCAUGAGAACAUUCAUAUAGAAGAGAAUCCUGGAAGUGGUCGGUGUGAGGAGGUGUCCAGAAGUGUCCUGUUUAGUAAGCAUCUGAAAACGAAUAAAAGAGACAAAAUUUGUAUACCCAGUGAAUGUAGAAAAGGCUCUACUGUGAAGACUAGUCUCAUUGCACAUCAACAAACCCAUACAGAAGAGAAACCCUAUAUGUGCAGUGAGUGUGGAAAGGGCUUUACAAUGAAGCGCUAUCUAAUUGCUCAUCAGCGAACUCAUAGUGGGGAGAAACCUUAUGUGUGCAAUGAAUGCGGAAAAGAUUUCACUGUGAAGAGCAAUCUCAUUGUACAUCAGCGAACUCAUACAGGGGAGAAACCCUAUAUAUGCAGCGAAUGUGGAAAAGCCUUCACCAUGAAGCGCUAUCUUGUUGUACAUCAGCGAACUCAUACUGGAGAGAAACCCUAUAUAUGCAGUGAAUGUGGAAAAGGCUUUACCGUGAAGAGCAAUCUCAUUGUACAUCAGCGCUCCCAUACAGGAGAAAAAUCUUACAUAUGCAGCGAAUGUGGAAAAGGCUUCACUGUCAAACGCACUCUCAUUAUACAUCAGCGAACUCAUACAGGAGAGAAAUCUUACAUAUGCAAUCAAUGUGGUAAAGGCUUCACCACAAAGCGUACUCUUAUUAUACAUCAGCGAACUCACACAGGAGAAAAACCCUAUGAAUGCAAUGAAUGUGGUAAAGCCUUCAGCCAGAAAAUAUGCCUCAUACAACAUGAGAGAUGUCAUACAGGAAAGACUCCCUUUGUAUGUACUGAGUGUGGAAAAUCCUAUUCACACAAAUACGGUCUCAUUACCCAUCAGAGAAUUCACACAGGAGAGAAACCUUAUGAGUGCAAUGAAUGUGGAAAAGCCUUCAGCACAAAGUCAGUACUCAAUGUACAUCAAAGAACGCACACAGGAGAGAGGCCCUAUGGUUGCAGUGAUUGUGAGAAAGCCUUCUCCCACUUAUCAAACCUCGUCAAACAUAAGAAGAUGCACGUAAGAGAAAGGGAUAACAGAAUCAGGCAAGUUGAAAAUUCCUGUAAUGCGGAGUCACAGCUUCUUCCUUACAAGUGAACUCAUGCGUAAUGAACACCCUACUAGUGCAGUGACUAUGGAAAUGCCUUUUGUGGCACCUCAGAGUUUUUUAAACAUCAGUGUGUCUCUAGCAAAUCGGAACAUAAACCUGGUGCUGCCUGUUAUCAGAUGUGUGUCCUCAGGAGGUAAAAUAAUUUGCCCUAGAGAUAAACCUGAUGAAUACAGUAAAUAAGGUAGUGCCUUUAGUGGUCUUUUACCUCAUAUUUUCUGUUAAUGAAAACAUGUUGAAUAAACUAUAAUAUAUUAAUGUGAAA
Molecule: messenger RNA, 2597 nt
Organism: Saimiri boliviensis boliviensis (Bolivian squirrel monkey)
Lineage: Eukaryota; Metazoa; Chordata; Mammalia; Primates; Cebidae
Gene: ZNF614
Product: zinc finger protein 614
Biological process (GO): regulation of transcription by RNA polymerase II
Cellular component (GO): nucleus
Molecular function (GO): DNA-binding transcription factor activity, RNA polymerase II-specific; RNA polymerase II cis-regulatory region sequence-specific DNA binding
Source: RefSeq, a predicted model, not a curated record